Molecule: messenger RNA, 2509 nt
Organism: Pelobates fuscus (common spadefoot toad)
Lineage: Eukaryota; Metazoa; Chordata; Amphibia; Anura; Pelobatidae
Gene: GATA5
Product: GATA binding protein 5
Exons: 7
Coding region: 656-1825 (389 amino acids)
Biological process (GO): cell fate commitment; negative regulation of transcription by RNA polymerase II; cardiac muscle tissue development
Cellular component (GO): nucleus
Molecular function (GO): RNA polymerase II cis-regulatory region sequence-specific DNA binding; DNA-binding transcription factor activity, RNA polymerase II-specific; zinc ion binding
Source: RefSeq, a predicted model, not a curated record
GGGAUUAGUAGAGAGAGCAGCUGCCCUGGGUGCACUCCGCCUCCUCUCACCCUCCAGUGAGUGCCCCUUAUCUGCAGAUAACGCCGGGUCCUCGACAAGAUCAGACCUAGACGGAACAUCCCCCGUGUCAACACAGACUCCAGCCCAAUACGCAUGGGACAUCUGGAUCUGUCCACUAACACCUGGACCUGAUCCACUGAUACCCGGACCUGUUCCUCUGAUACCUGGAAUUGAUCCUCCUAUACCUGGACAUGCUACUACCUAGACCUGCUCCACAUUGACACCUGGACCUGAUCAUCUGACACCUUGACCUGCUUUUCCCUGUGCCUACUCCAUUGAUACCUGGAUCGGCUUCUCCUUGGGCCUCAUCCUCUUAUAACUGGAUCUGCUCCUUUCUGGUCCUGAUACCCGGACCUGCUCCUUUCUAGACCUGAUACCUGGACUUGCUCCUUUCUGGGCCUGCUCCUCUGGUACCUGGACCUGAUCCUCUUAUACCUGGACCCGCUCCUCUGGGACACCUGGACACAAGCACUUUGACUUUUCCUUUAGGCACCGGAACCUAACCUGCAUUUCUUGGAUCUAACCUGCACCUCUAGAACAUAAGAUCUAUCGUGUACCUGGACAGAAGGGAUUAAGCGGAUCCCUAGACCAGAAGAUGUACCAGAGUUUGGCCCUGACCCCCAGCCAUGGCCAGGCGGCCUACCCCCACGACUCUGGCAAUUUCCUGCACCCCACUGCCAGCCCCCCGGUCUAUGUCCCCAGCAGCCGGGUACCAGCCAUGCUGCAGUCUCUGCCCUACCUCCAGAGCUGUGACGGUGGGCACCAGGGGCACCACUUGGGCAAUCACCCUGGGUGGGCACAGACUGCCAACGAGAGCCACGCUUUCAAUGCCAGCAGUCCCCACACACCCCCAGUGUUCCCCUAUUCUCACAAUUCCCCUGGGGGGAACAGCACUGGGAGGGAAGGCGCCUAUCAAGGGUCCCUGAUGCUAGGCGGAGGGGCCCGGGAACAGUUUGUCCGAUCUGUAAAUGGGUCCUACCCCAACCCUUACUCUUAUGUGAGCCCCGAGAUGCCCCCUUCUUGGGCUGCCGGGCACUUCGAAAGCACAAUGCUGCACAGCCUGCAAGGCAGACCACCCCUACCGGGGAGAAGAUCCAGCCUGGAGUUUCUAGAAGAAUUUCAUGGAGAGGGAAGAGAAUGUGUCAAUUGUGGCGCUAUGUCCACUCCUCUGUGGAGGCGGGAUGGCACUGGGCACUACCUGUGUAAUGCCUGUGGACUCUACCACAAAAUGAAUGGCAUCAACCGUCCCCUCAUCAAGCCACAGAAACGACUGUCUUCCUCUCGGCGAGCCGGGUUGUGCUGCACAAAUUGCCACACCAGCACCACUACACUAUGGAGACGCAAUGCUGAAGGAGAGCCUGUGUGUAAUGCCUGCGGCCUGUAUAUGAAAUUACACGGGGUACCUCGUCCUUUGGCCAUGAAGAAAGAAAGUAUUCAAACUCGAAAGAGAAAGCCCAAAAAUGUCAGCAAAGGAAAGACAUCCACAGGGUCUUCGACUUCAGCCACCAACUCCCCAUCCUCCAUAUCUAACACAGAUGGCACACCUGUACUAAAAACAGAGCCAGGGCUGAACCCCCAAUUUCCAGGGCAGGUUAUGGGGUCCAUGUCCCAGAGUCAGAGCCAUGCAGAUGAUCUGGUAAGCGGGUCUCACGAGCUGAAGUUUAUACAUGAUGAAUACUCCUAUAGUCCUGCUGCUCUAAGCCAGCAGUCAGGUCUCAGUCUGCCUCUCCGACAAGACUCGUGGUGUGCACUAGCACUGGCUUAAAUCUCAACUGCCACUAGACACAACUGAGAUCCUGAUGUCUUCCUGCUCCGGUGGGCAGCCACACACAGAGAAGGGACUGCUAAUUGUGUGUACAACUGGUGCUUCAAUGGGGGUUAGGCACUGCUAGUGCCAGACGAAAGACUUUUCAUUCUCACAGUGCAUGGAGAUGGGAUAGACCUUGGGUUUGUAAAGAUUCUUUAUCUCAGGAAAGAGAAGAGGACUUUACUGCAGCAGUUAUUGUGCACUUCAAGGUGGUGGGACAGGUAAUCAGGAGAGAUGUACGAGGCACUAUGCUCCACUGGGUAACUAUGCUGCAAUGACUCAACUGUAAAGGGAAACUUCCCUCAUAACCAAAGGGCUUUAAAGACUUCACACAAUACGGAGAACGGAGCUCCUCACCCCGUGCUUUUGAGCCAAGUUGAAAAAUGUCAGAUUAGGAGUCCGGCCAGUAAUUGUCACAUUCUACCUGGAGCCUUUCAUUCAUACAGAUGGAAAGAGAAUCCCAAACGAUACUUUCCUGCCUGAAGUUUAAUUCCGCACAACAGUUUAUCCAAAGAUUAUUUCUUGUCUUUUUUAAGUGCAAUGUUUCACAUAAUGUAAUACGGCGUGAAAUCACAAGGAGAUUUUAUUCUAACGUUAGAAAUGUUGUUUUGUCUUUCAAUAAAAUUUGUUAAUUGUUUUCCA